AUGGUUGUUCCAGCCCUGUUUUUCUUUUCUCUCUUGGCUUUCAGUCAAGCAGCCAAUCCUUGCUGUUCAAAUCCAUGCCAAAAUCGAGGUUUUUGCAUGACAAAAGGUUUUGAUCAAUAUGAAUGUGACUGUACACGGACUGGUUUUUAUGGAGAAAAUUGCACUAAACCGGAAUUUUAUACUUGGCUCAGACUUAAGUUGAAGCCUUCUCCAGACACAGUACACUAUAUACUCACACACUUCAAAGGUAUAUGGGAUAUAAUCAACAACAUUCCAUUCCUCCACAAUGCCAUAAUGAGAUACAUUCUAAUGUCCAGAUCCCAUUUAAUUGAAAGCCCACCAACCUAUAAUAGCCAUCAUGGCUUCAAAAGCUGGGAAGUCUAUUCCAAUCUUUCCUACUAUGCUCGAGCUGUUCCACCAGUGGAUCAUGACUGCCCUACCCCAAUGGGUGUGAAAGGCAAGAAGGAGCUUCCAGAUUCAAAAAUGAUUGUAGAAAACUUCUUGCUAAGGAGAAAAUUCAUUCCUGAUCCUCAAGGCACAAAUGUCAUGUUCACCUUCUUUGCCCAGCAUUUCACUCACCAGUACUUCAAGACAGAUACUCAAAAAGGACCAGGCUUCACAAAAGGUCUUGGACAUGGGGUUGAUCUUAGUCACAUCUAUGGAGAGACUUUGGACAGGCAAAUGAAACUAAGACUUUAUAAGGAUGGAAAGCUAAAAUUUCAGAUGAUUGAUGGAGAAAUGUAUCCACCUACUGUGAAAGAAACUCAGGCAGAAAUGAUCUAUCCACCUCAUAUCCCUGACCACCUGAAAUUUUCUGUAGGACAGGAGGUCUUUGGCUUGGUUCCAGGGCUCAUGAUGUAUGCCACAUUGUGGCUCCGGGAACAUAAUCGGGUCUGUGACAUUCUUAAAGGAGAACACCCAGAAUGGGAUGAUGAACGACUAUUUCAGACUGCCAGACUAAUUUUGACAGGAGAAACCAUCAAGAUUGUGAUUGAAGACUACGUGCAACAUUUAAGUGGAUACCAUUUCAAACUGAAGUUUGAUCCAGAACUUCUCUUCAACCAGAGAUUUCAAUAUCAGAACAGAAUAGCAGCAGAGUUCAAUACCCUCUACCAUUGGCAUCCUCUUCUGCCUGAUACCUUUCAUAUCCAAAACCAAGAAUAUACGUACCAGCAGUUCAUGUAUAACAAUUCCAUUAUGUUAGAACAUGGCCUUUCUCACAUGGUGCAGUCUUUCUCCAAACAAAGGGCUGGAAGGGUAGCUGGAGGUAGGAAUGUUCCUGCUGUAGUGCAGAAAGUAGCUAAAGCUUCCAUUGAUCAAAGCCGGCAGAUGAGGUACCGAUCCUUGAACGAAUACCGAAAGUUCUUUAUGCUGAAACCUUUCACGUCAUUUGAAGAACUUACUGGUGAAAAAGAAAUGGCUGCAGAACUUGAAGAACUUUAUGGAGACAUUGAUGCUAUGGAGUUAUACCCUGCUCUUCUUAUUGAAAAGCCACGUCCCGGAGCCAUCUUUGGUGAGACCAUGAUAGAACUUGGCGCUCCGUUCUCCUUGAAAGGUCUUCUGGGAAAUGUCAUCUGCUCACCUGAAUACUGGAAGCCAAGUACUUUUGGGGGUACAGUGGGCUUUGACAUCGUGAAUACAGCCUCACUCCAAAGCCUUGUUUGCAAUAAUGUGAAGGGCUGCCCUGGCACAGCUUUCCAUGUCCUCAGCUCUGAAACAUUGGCAACAAAUAAUGUCAGUGCAUCCAGCAGGUCGAUGGAUGAAAUCACCCCUGCUGUACUUCUCAAAGAACGGUCAACUGAAUUGUAGAGGGGAGUGGGAAUCACUAUUGGUGUAUAUUUAUUUAUUAAUUUAUUUAUAUAACAAUAUUUAUUUAUAUUUCAAUCAAAGCUGCCAUGGAACUCUGUAUAUUUUCCUGUGCAUUGGCAUUUAAUUCAGGGCGUCUGACUUGAAGGGGUUCUUGCUUUGGUUCGCAGGACAGGUUCUCUUCAUUCCUCAUUAUAUCUUCUGUACCUCAAUGAGAUAUGUGAGAUAUUCCAAAAUGGAUCAAGGAUCACAGUUUUGCUGCUUUAAACACAACAAUUUGAGUGUGGUUUUUUUUUUUUUCAACAUGACAUUAUGAUGGUAAAGCAGGUUAAGUGUUAUUAAUUCAACACUGAAAAAGGGUUUAACUAGUUAACUUCUUCAAGAAGGGCCUUACCAAAUGAAUUGGAAAUAGAAAAGUAGGGAGUUAUGCACUUUUACAAUAUUGUUGACCAAAAAAAUUAUGAUAUGUCUAAACUGGACUCUGUUAACUGAUAGAAAAUCAGGGAGCAGAAAAUGAAUUUUAUAUGACAAACUGUAAGAUUUUGAAAACAGAAUUUUUUACAACCCAAUUUCAUUUCCUGCAUAGUCUUAUCUCAAUUAAGCAAAAGAAUGAUCCUCUUCCCUUAAAUAAAAGGCAUUGCUUUUUUAUUCAGUUCCUAUAUAUUGCCUUACCAAAUGAAUAGGAACAAGUAACCCCACCAAAAUACAGUUUGUUUUUUAGUGUUUUCAAAUCUGUCAUCCGAAUCCUUUUUUAUUUUCAGAAACUGAAAGAAAAUUGCCCAGUUCCCGUAAAACUCAACUUUUACAUUAAACAGUUCAAUAGUUAUCCAAUGAUCAGACAUUAAGUCAUUUUUCUCUUAAAUUUGCCAUCAGGUUUCCAUAGAGUAUGUGGUAACUCUCUUUUUAUUUUCCUAUAUCAUGGUGGGAUAGAGCCUAUCUCCCAUAGGGGCGAAGGUGAGUUCUGGAUAAUCCACUCUUGUUGGAUUUCAGCAUGAUUUUGAAAUCUAGAAUCUCUCUUAGCAUUGCACUUUAUGCAAAGAAAGCCAGUUCAACAUUAACACCUUAACACUACAUUUUGUGUAAUAUUAUUUUGAGUGUUCAAGUAGAUUAUAGAUUCUGCAGUUGACUUAUAACUUGAAAAAAUGCAGUUAUUUUGUAACAUGUUUGUUAAAUGUUAAAUAAGCUGAAGAAAUAUUGAAAUCUAAUAGCAUCUAAUACACUACUUGCUAAGAAUUUUAUCUUUUGGAGGGAAAAUAGUACCCAACUUUGAUAGUAUUUGUGGAGAUUCUUUUUGAAAGAUGAAAGGGAAAAAUAUUGCUGGCUGGAACAAGAAAUUCAGGAUCACCAAAGAGUACCAUUAGGGUGCUCUUAAUAAAGUCUUGUUAGUGUUAUAUCACUGUAACUUACAGAGUAGAAUCUCUAACAAAUUAUGUUGAACUAUUUGCAUUUUUCUUAAGACAAUACAGUCUUACUUAAAUUGGUCACCUAUGUAUCUUUAGGUUUCCUGUAGCUAUGAUUUUUUCUAGUUGUCUUUUCUUCAGCAACAUGGUUUCCUGCCCUUUCUUGAACUGAAUGUUUAAUAUUUUCCCUUAGUGCUUCUUCUUGAUCAGUGUUGCCUCUUUUUAUCUGUUUGUCUUUCAUUGCUUUGUUUGUUCUUCAUACCUUUUAUGCAGUACUUGUAUUAUAUAAAUGCUAUAUAACUGGUACUACACUGUAAAUACUAUGCUACAGAAUCAUGCUCUUUCUGCAUUUGUUCAAUGUAUUUAUCAAGCAGAUUAGUUUGCUUUUAUAAUAGGUUUCCAUUUCUUCUAGGGGAAAAAAAAGAUCCCAAGAAAACUAAUUUAUCUCAGCAAGCUGGUCUUGGUUGGGUGUUUAGAUUAUAGCUGCUUGAAAGCCAAGAUGUUGACUUUUUUUGUAUACGAUUAAAUCUGCUGGAUUUGAAGUGUAUAUUUAUUCAAUAUUUUUACUUAAUUCUUCCAUUCCCAGAACAUUUUAUAAAAACAAGAGACAAAAUAAUUCAGUUUAACAACUGAACAAUUUAAAUAAGUUCUAUGCAGGAACUUUUUUUUUUUUUCGAAUUGUAGCCAUUUUAAAUGUAUUAAUGAGAAUGAAUG
Pseudonaja textilis is the source of this 3920-nucleotide messenger RNA. RefSeq names its product prostaglandin-endoperoxide synthase 2 (gene PTGS2). The record is from RefSeq and is a predicted model, not a curated record. NCBI's taxonomy places the organism in Eukaryota, Metazoa, Chordata, Lepidosauria, Squamata, Elapidae. Gene Ontology annotation, molecular function: prostaglandin-endoperoxide synthase activity; peroxidase activity; oxidoreductase activity, acting on single donors with incorporation of molecular oxygen, incorporation of two atoms of oxygen. Gene Ontology annotation, biological process: response to oxidative stress; cyclooxygenase pathway. Gene Ontology annotation, cellular component: neuron projection; cytoplasm.